Messenger RNA from Penicillium olsonii, 1548 nucleotides. The record is from the annotation of a GenBank genome assembly. NCBI's taxonomy places the organism in Eukaryota, Fungi, Ascomycota, Eurotiomycetes, Eurotiales, Aspergillaceae.
AUGUACAGCACAUGUCCAUCGCUGCUUUCAAUCCAGACUCCAGCACCUCAUCUGACCCCACAAUUACCUCGAUCACCGGUCACCGUCAUCUCCCGUCGCUUCAAGCGCACAUCUGCCAAAUCCAACACGAAUGAAGUCAUACCCCGUGUCCCCGAUGCCGAAAUCAAAGCCAUCUUCGGACCGUCUAGGUUCAGCCCCAGACUCGGAAACCGUAUUUUGAGCACCCUACAAGGCCACCGGCUUACUGGAACUUUGGACGCACAGCUGCCCGCCGAUAUUGUCAGUGCCGUCAAUCAGCAACAAAUUGACACCGCAAUGGAAUGGCUCCGGAACAAGUACCCUGUCGAUGAGGACGCAGCCAUUCUCGCCCGUAUCGAGCGGGAGGAACGCGCCGAACAAGAAAAACUCGUGCGCCGGGCCGAACGAUUGGGAUUGUACAAGCCACAGAGUGGCUCCUACGAAGCCGAGCUAGGAGAGGAAGGCUCUCCGUACGGCCGGAGCGUUUUGAAAGAGGCCCGUGAACAGAACGAGAAGCGUCUGCUGGCUGAACAGGAACGGAAACGUCAGGAAUGGCUUGAUGGCGAAAAAGAAGAACAAGAACGCCUGAACCGUCAGUUCAACAAGGACACCUCUUUGCAGCAGUAUCAAGAGAACGCACUUACCGAGGCCCGUCCUCGUGCGGAUCCUAACGAACGGCCAUUGCUUGCUUGGGUCCAGAAGCAUCAUAUUGCCGGUACUCAUGAGACUGGCGAUAUCGAAAUCACCACUGCUCAACGUCUGCUCGCUCCGAUUCUAUUCACAAUUGCAGUCCUCGGGCUUUGCUAUGCCUUCUCCCAGAAAUAUCAGUUCCCUGCGAGAAAGGAUCGGCUCAUGCCUGACGUUCCCCCUGCGGUGGCGACUGUUGGUGCGAUAAUUGGUGCCAAUUUGGCUGUCACGCUGCUCUGGAAAUUCGUUCCUCCCGCUUGGCGCUUGCUCAACCGUUACUUUGUCAUUGUUCCUUACUAUCCUAGCUCUCUCGGUGUGAUUGGAAGUACAUUCAGCCAUCAAACAUGGAGACACCUCGGAACAAAUAUGAUGGUUUUGGCUCUGAUGGGAACUAGAGUUCACGACGAAAUUGGCCGUGGAAACUUCCUCGCAAUCUACUUCGCCUCGGGAGCUAUGGGAUCUAUUUUCUCUCUCACGAGGAGUGUGCUUCUUGGACAUCUUGGCAUGACAUCCCUAGGCGCAAGUGCGGCCACUAGCGGUAUUGUCGCCGCGUGGUGCAUGUCUCACUUUGAUGCUAAAAUCACCAUGUGGAUUCUCCCACACGAGCUGCGUGAGAAGAUCUGGACACACGGAUGGUUCUUCCUCGCAUGUUUGGUUGGAACUGAGGUCUUCAGCCUGUUGGCUCCAGCGCGCUUCUUCCGCGUGUGGCCACUUUCUCGGCUGACCAAGAUGGACCAUGCCGCCCAUUUGGGUGGUUAUGCUGCUGGUGCUGGAUGUGGAUACGCGCUGAUGCAGAAGACGAGAGAAAGAGAGCGGAAGGCGCGAGAAUCGAAGUGGUUCUAA